This is a messenger RNA of Aspergillus calidoustus, 1463 nucleotides long. The record is from the annotation of a GenBank genome assembly. NCBI's taxonomy places the organism in Eukaryota, Fungi, Ascomycota, Eurotiomycetes, Eurotiales, Aspergillaceae.
AAAAAGGAAAGGACUGGUAGUGGCCAUUCUUUUUUUAUGUGAGCUCAUCCGCGGUUUUUCUUUGUUACCUUUUUUGGUCCCCCGAGUUUGUUUCCCCCGUCAAAGUCGCAUCCCACUUGAGUCAGACACAAAGAGACCAUGGCGAUUACAGGCGACCACUCGCCGAAUGUGGCGGGAAGUGUCAUCUUCCUGAGCGUUCUCGCUUUUGUUACCUACGCUUUGCGCGUCUACUGUCGCUUGACGAGGCGAUCAUGGUCAGUAGAGGACUGGAUCAUGACAGUCGCACUGGUUCCCUUCUGCGUCCUGGUCUCGGGCUGCCUCGGCGGCGCCUUCAACGGCAUCGGCAUCCACACCUGGCGCCUCCAACAACCGGGGAACGAGCGGUACGCCGCCGAGGGCCAGAAAUUCUUCCUGGUCUUCGAGGUCGGCUACUGCGCGGCGAUUAUCCCCAUCAAGCUCAGCAUCAGCUGGAUGCUGAUCCGCAUCGCCGAGGGGCGCAGGAUGUACAUCUACAUCCAGUAUGCGGUGAUUACGCUGUUUACGCUGAUGAACGUGAUUGCGCUUAUCUUCAUCCUCAUUAAUUGUAUUCCGAUCCAGGCGGCGUGGGAUACGAGUCUUUUGGAGAAGGGCGGGCAUUGCCAGCCGGCGCAUGUGCUUACGGAUGUUUAUUAUGCGACGACGGCGGUGAAUAUUGCGACGGAUUGGGUUACGGCGUUGAUGCCAAUCCCGCUCCUCUGGAACGUCCAGCUCAACCGCAACAGUAAAGUCGCCGUCAUGGGCCUAAUGAGUCUCGGCAUCCUCGCCUCCCUCUCAGCCUGCAUCCGCCUCAAAUACACCAUAAACCUCACAAACCAAACCGACUUCCUCUUCGCCGUCUCCGACGUGCUCAUCUGGGGCUUCGCCGAAAACGCCAUCGGAAUGACCGUCGGCAACAUCGCCACCCUCCGCCCCAUCUUCCACUCCUUCUUCGAGCGCACACUUCGACGGACCGGGUAUAGCGGGAGUCGCAGUCGCAGCGGCGGUGGCGCGUCGCGCCUGGCGUCUGGGUACGAGCUGUCGCAGCAAGGCGGGAAGAGUGGGGAGCAUGGCGCUGGGGGUCCGGGGGGGUAUACGAAUACGGUUACGGAGAUUACGAGGGGGUCGCAUGUGAAUGUGGGGACGGGGACGGGGACGGGGGAUGAAAGUGAGUUGAGUGAUGGGGAUAGUCAGAAGGGGAUUUUUGCGAUGAAAGGUGGGAAGAAGCAUGGGAACGCGGAUAUCAUGGUUAGUCGGCAGGUGGAUGUUACGUAUGAGCGGUAGCUGGUGCCGUUGAUGCUGUUGGGACGAAUUUUUAUAUACUGUACAAAUAUAAUGGCAUAUGAGAGUGGUGCUUAUAUCGUGUAUUUAUCUUUGGCGCGGUUCUUGGCCACAAACCCUAUACUGAAGCAAGAGAAUGAUACUCAUUCCUAAAAAGUAACGUGACU